Molecule: messenger RNA, 4193 nt
Organism: Thamnophis elegans (Western terrestrial garter snake)
Lineage: Eukaryota; Metazoa; Chordata; Lepidosauria; Squamata; Natricidae
Gene: PLEKHM2
Product: pleckstrin homology and RUN domain containing M2
Exons: 20
Coding region: 176-3127 (983 amino acids)
Biological process (GO): positive regulation of membrane tubulation; lysosome localization; Golgi organization
Cellular component (GO): endosome membrane
Molecular function (GO): kinesin binding
Source: RefSeq, a predicted model, not a curated record
GUAGGCGGCGGCGGCAGCCGCGGUGUUGAGGGCCGGCUCGCUCGCCCGCCCGCCCGCCCGCCCGCCGCUCUCCUGAGGCGACCCUCGGCGCAGCGCCACCACGGAGGGCCCACGGCGGAGACGGAGGCGACGGAGGCGGCUCCGGAACCUCGAAGAGGACGAGCGGGCCGCCGUCAUGGAGUCCCCCGCGCAGCUGAAGGACCGCAUCCUGGAGAACAUCUCGCUCUCCGUCAAGAAGCUGCAGAGCUACUUUGCUGCCUGCGAGGAUGAGACCCCCGCCAUCCGAAACCACGACACGGUCCUGCAGCGUCUCUGCGAACACCUGGACCACGCCCUGCUUUACGGACUGCAAGACCUUCCUUCGGGCUACUGGGUCUUGGCGCUCCACUUCACCCGCCGAGAGGCCAUCGAACAGAUAGAAUUGCUGGAGCACGUGACCACCAAUUUGGGGCGCAGCCGAGCGUGGCUGUACCUGGCCUUGAACGAGAACUCCCUGGAGAGCUACCUCCGCCUCUUCCAGGAGAACCUGCCUUUGCUGCAUAAGCAUUACGUCAAAAAUGCCCUGGUCUGCAGCCACGACCACCUGACCCUCUUCCUCACCCUGGUGGCGGGCCUGGAGUUUAUCCGAUUUGACCUGGACCUGGAUGCCCCUUACCUGGACUUGGCUCCCUACAUGCCAGAUUACUACAAGCCCCAGUACCUGCUGGAUUUUGAGGACCGGCUGCCCAGCUCCGUCCAUGGGUCCGACAGCCUCUCCCUCAACUCCUUCAACUCGGUGACAUCCACCAACUUGGAGUGGGACGACAGUGCCAUCGCCCCCUCCAGUGAGGAUUAUGAUUUUGGAGAAGUCUUCCCUGCAGUGCCGUCCAUGCCUACCACAGCAUGGGAAGAAGGAGACCUGACUGAUACGCUCAGCUGUCCACGUUCUGUGGCCUCCGAGUUGAACAGCUGCCAGGCUUCCGCCAAGAGCCCCACCCAGCGCUACAACCCUUUUGACGGGAAGGUGGAAGCACCGUCAUCCGCUGAGAGCACCCCAGUGCACGCUGCCUCGCUGAAGGGCGGCUUCGCGCCUGAAGGCACCGAUCAGUCUGAGGGCGGCACAGAGCUGGAGGUCAUCAGGUUGGCUAAAAAGAAGAAAACAGGCAAGAAGAAGAAAGUGAAAUCGGAGGAGGCCUCUGUCCCCUCCUUCCCUGCUCCUGCUGGAGACCAGGCGGUGGACCAGGAGGCCGGGCGGCCAUGGACCACCCCAGAGUCCAACCUGACAGUCAGCACCGAAGCACCGGCCCUCUGCCAGCUGGGGCUCCAGAUCCCCGAAAUGAAGGACACGGCUAUGGAACGGGUGGGGCAGGAACUCAGCAAGGUGAUCGACUCGCUGGAGGCGGCCGACGGGUGGAGCCGCCCCCUGGAUCCCCCGGACCAGUCCUUUCGGACCGACUUGCCAGGGGACCCCCCUUCGGAAGGGCCAUCCCUUGGCAGCUUUGGUCAGGGUCUGCCGGCCCCCAUGGACUUCUACCGCUUUACCGUUGAGAGUCCAAACACUCCUGCAACAGGUGGUGGCCACCAUGACUCUGCAGGGCAUGGUCAACCGGCACAUGUUUUUGGUAGCCCUGAAGCUCCUGAACAAGAGGAAGAAAGAGGAGGAGAGGGGGAGGCUGCUGGGCCAGCCGUAGCCAGCUCGCCGGGAGAAGUGGUGGAGACGGCCAGUGCGGCGGCCCUCAGCAGGCUGAAGGAGGAUCGGGCGAGCCCUUCUCCAAGCAGCGCCGAGGACUCAGGGGUGGAGGAAGGGCAGGGCAGUCCGUCAGAGGCUGCCCAUCCCUCGGAGUUCAGGGUAGACAACAAUCACUUGCUUCUUUUGAUGAUCCACGUCUUUCGCGAGAACGAGGAGCAGCUCUUCCGGAUGAUCCGCAUGAGCACCGGACACAUGGAAGGGACCCUCCAGCUCCUUUACUUGCUCCUGACCGACUGUUACAUGUACCUCAUCCGAAAAGGAGCUGCCGAGAAGCCUUACAUGGUGGAGGAGGCUGUGUCCUAUAAUGAGCUGGACUACAUCUCUGUGGGUCUGGAUCAGCAAACAGUGACUUUGGUCUGCACCAACCGCCGGAAGCAGUUCCUGCUGGACACGGCGGACGCUACCCUAACUGAAUUCUUCCUGACCUCUCUGAGGUCCGCCAUGAUCAAAGGCUGCCGCGAGCCGCCAUACCCCAGCAUCCUGACCGAUGCCACCAUGGAGAAACUGGCGCUGGCCAAAUUUGUGGCUCAGGAAUCCAAGCAGGAGAUCUCGGAAGUGGUGGUCCACUUCUAUGGCCUUGUUCACUGGGAAGACCCCACGGAUGAGAAUCCCGGCCCACCUUUGUCUCACUACCUGUCCACUGAAAACUGCAUCGUCAAGGAAGGUGUGCUAAAUUACAAAGCAGGAACCAAUUACCUGGGCAAGGAAGUCUGGAAGCCCUGCUUUGUUGUGCUCAGUAAUGGCAUCUUGUACCAGUACCCAGACCGGACGGACGUCACUCCGCUGAUGUCUGUGAAUAUGGGGGGGGAGCAGUGUGGCGGUUGCCGAAGGUCGAACGCGACAGAUCGGCCCCACUCCUUCCAGGUCAUUUUGACCGAGCGCCCUUCCCUGGAGCUGAGCGCAGAAAACGAAGAGGAGAUGGCCGACUGGAUGCAGUACUUAUGCCAGGCGGUCUCCCAAGGGGUCAUCCCACAGGGCAUGGCCCCUGCACCCUGCGUCCCCUGCUGCCUGGUGGUGACGGAGCAGAAACUGUUCACCUGCCACGAGGACUGCCAGACCAGCUUCUUCCGCUCAUUGGCCACUGCUGAGCUGGCGGACGUGGCUUCUGUCUCCACAGAGUCUGGUCGGGAAUAUUGCCUCCUGGAGUUUGCCCAGGAGCAGAAGCAGUACGUGCCCCCGUGGGUCCUCUAUUUCAGCUGCCCUGCCGAACUGGAGCGGUUCCUGCUGGCACUGGAUGCUGUGUGGAAGAGCACCUACCAGGUGGACCUUCUGCACAAGCCCCUCGAGGACAGCUCCAUCCGGAAGAAAUGCGAGGAUGCGCUGAGCCUGAUCCACAGCAUGUGGCAGCGCAGCGACAGCCUGUGUCGCGGCCGGGCUUCCCGGGACCCCUGGUGUUAGCCUCCCGGGAGGCGAAGAACAGCCUGAUCCCACCAGGCGGACGCACGGACGGGCGCACGAGGGUGGGGAGGACCUGAGGCAGGAGGGGUGCGGGCCUCACUUGCUUUGGACACUCCACGAGCUCAGCUCCAAGCCCAGGAGGGGGGUCUGUUUGCUACCGCUGCUAUUGACUCCGUCUCGCACACCGGUUGGGCUGACGGGUUACAGGACGCCUUUGUGCCAAGGGUGGCUGUCCGUGCCGCAUCUCAGUAGGGAUUCUGGGUAGAAGAGGGAGCAGGAAGCAGGAUUUUUGGGGCCACUCCAGGGUAGGAUGGGGUCCAGGAGAUGGGAGGGAUAGCCAUGAAGAAUGGUGAGCUUAGGGUUCCAGUGGGGAGGGGCUUCUGCACAAAGUGGCGCCAUUAGGCUGGCAGCUGUCCGUCUUUUAGACGCCAGAGCCCAGACUGCAUCAUCCUCCCGCCGCAUGUGUUACUUUUGUCCAAGGCUGGCAGCAAGUCUUGGGCCACUUCCUGGUCCCGGUUUGCCUUUCGCAGCUUCUAUGCUACUGUCAUGGCCGCCUUCCUUGCCCACCCCACCCCUACUGAGCUAGGAAGGAGCCGCUGGGGCUCCCCCACACCCGCCUCUCGUCUCGCCCUGCUCCCUGGCAGCAGAGCCACUGGUGGGGGGAAUUGGGCAACAGGCCUGGGUGUGGGGGGGGGACAGUGUCUCCCACCACUUGGAGCUGAGGGUCCUUCUGCUGGGAGAAUUGGGGGGGCGCAACAGCUCACAGGGCUUUCUGCACACAGACUACCCGCCCAACUUUGGGGGAUCUGGGUUCAAGUUGCAGUUUAAUCCUUCCAACAGUCGAGCUAGGAGUAGUUGUAGUUGCCUUGGGUUUUGUUUUUUUUUUUAAAAAAGCUUUUCUUAUUUUUUAGACUCUUUAAUUUUAACGAAUGAAACGAGAGACCUGCUAAUGUACUGUGUGUGUUUCCCGCAGGGGCCUCUUCCAAGGAGAGGCCCCUGUGGCACUGUGGGUCCGGAUACCCGUGGGCCGGCCCUUCUAAUAAAGGCAACUUGGCGAUACACAGCA